Molecule: messenger RNA, 141 nt
Organism: Racocetra persica
Lineage: Eukaryota; Fungi; Glomeromycota; Glomeromycetes; Diversisporales; Gigasporaceae
Source: the annotation of a GenBank genome assembly
AUGACUUUCGAUGAACACGAGCUCCUUCUGCCAUUUGGUUCUUCCGGAAAUACUGUUUUAAGACCACUACAGACUCACCAGCCCUUUAUGAAUGCCGAACCUGGUUCAGUAGGAAGGAAAUCAUUAUCAGCACACCAGCCA